AUGGACAUCGCGCAAGCCCAACGAGAGCACCUGCAGAAAUGGCGUAUGGGUUCCGAAGCAUCUGGCAUCUGGUUGCGGUCUCGAAAUGAAGCCGCGUUCGUACUCAUUGGUACCUUGAACAUUGCUGCUUUCCUCAAACUCGAAUUAAUCAAGGCCAAGGCCACCAAGCAAGCAAUCGAUGGCUGGGCACGUUGGUCGAGCCGUACCAUCAGUGGGAGAUGGACUUCAGGAGCUCUAGAGUGGCUUGGUGCAAAGGCUACGUUCGUAGCGAUCAGCGGCCAUGUCAGAGGUUCAGUGGCAGUGCAUGAGUGGAUCGAUAAACUGUGGUUGUCACCCAGAUCUCCUCUGUACACAUGGAUUACCAGCGGCUUCAUGCAUAUCGAGCUUAGCCAUCUCGUGUCGAACUUGAUCGGUCUAUCGUCAGUCGCUCCAAUCUGCUCACGGAUUCAUGGCAUGACGCCAUCACGAGUCUUCCUAAUCACUGUCGGAUCCAGCAUCUGUGCCAGUGCGGCUUUGAUCACAGAGUGGAGGAUACGUUUGGUUCCAGGGCUGCGUGAGCACCUCACACAUGCCAUUGGCGCGAGUGGGAUUGUCUGUGCAUUCAUGGCUGUGGCUGCCGCGGGAGCUCCUAGAAGCUCAUUCUCCGUAAACGGCAUCAACGUACCAUACUGGGUUGUGGCCGUCUUACCAUUCGGUGGGGACCUUGCUGGACUUCUGAGACUGGAUGAGUUGAUGACUGGAAAGCAGAAGAGCUGGCUGGGGGCAGUUCGUCGGCCUCUGAUUGGGUAUGCUGCACAUCUAGGUGGCGCUAUUUUCGGCAUCAUCUACUACUACGCUGUACUGCAACAACACGCGGCAGAGGCCACUGAGUCAACAGCAGGGCAAGUGGAGACGUGUGGAAAUGAGUUUGAACCAGCUAUGGUCGACGAGCAAGGAGGAUCAAGCAGCGAAUGGGAGCCUCACGCCCAGCAACACCAACCCGAUGAUGGUAUGGCUGUGCCAGCAGAAGACACGACAUGA
Fulvia fulva is the source of this 1020-nucleotide messenger RNA. RefSeq lists its product as uncharacterized. Gene Ontology annotation, molecular function: serine-type endopeptidase activity. Bases 1 to 1020 code for a protein of 339 amino acids. The transcript has 2 exons. Gene Ontology annotation, cellular component: membrane. The record is from RefSeq and is a predicted model, not a curated record. Lineage: Eukaryota; Fungi; Ascomycota; Dothideomycetes; Mycosphaerellales; Mycosphaerellaceae.